Molecule: messenger RNA, 966 nt
Organism: Drosophila eugracilis
Lineage: Eukaryota; Metazoa; Arthropoda; Insecta; Diptera; Drosophilidae
Product: odorant receptor 67a-like
Exons: 2
Coding region: 1-966 (321 amino acids)
Biological process (GO): detection of chemical stimulus involved in sensory perception of smell; sensory perception of smell
Cellular component (GO): plasma membrane
Molecular function (GO): odorant binding; olfactory receptor activity
Source: RefSeq, a predicted model, not a curated record
AUGACAGAAGGAAAGCCAAAAAAAAAACAAAUCGAUGUCGAUGACUUUAUGCGCCUGCCGGUGAUCUUCUACAACUCGAUUGGUGUGCGGCCAUUUGAAAUUGUUGGAAAAUCAGGAAAUUGGAUUCAUUGGUAUUUCGGGAUCAGUGUUAUUAAUAUGUCAAUAGUUCUGACAAUGCAAAUAAUCUUUGUGGUGACUUCAUUUCGUGAUAAUGGAGACAUUCUUUUGACUUGCAACAUUAUGGCAUUCAUAGCAUGUGUGACAGUCGGAGUCCUAAAGAUCAUUGCUAUUCAAAUGGAGUCGCGUGAAAUGACCAACUUGGUGGGACAGUUCAAGUCCUUUUCUCCAUUACCAAGUGAAUGGCAGGAGCCAUAUUUAAGAAGAUGCAAAACCGUCACAUUGGGUUUUGGGGGUCUAUUUUCGAUUAUGCUCUUCAUACACAGCAUAUCACCCUUUGUACAAUAUGCUUUUCAAUCAUGGUGGCUGCACUUACCAAACGUCGCUAGAACUCUGCCCUUUGUGUCCAUGGCUCCUUGGGAAUGGCGCAAAAGUUGGAGAUACUAUCCAACAUACUUGCUACAAAUGAUCGCCGGAUAUACAGCAGUUUGUGGUCAUAUAGCCGCCGAUCUUACAAUCUUUUCUAUGACUAUGCUGGUCACUAUGCAUUUCGAUAAAUUGACUGAAAGUCUGAGGAACUUUGACAUUCGAAAUAACCGCAUUAGCAAUGGAGCUGAAGAGGAUCUGAAAGAACUGCGACUAACUAAUGUUGUAAACAAGGUCUUUGGAAUACCGUUGCUGUUAAAUUUUGUAUCCUCAUCAGUGCUAGUUUGCCUGGUGGGCUUUCAACUGACCCUUGGAAUCAGUAUUGAUUAUUUCUUCAAGCAGCUGGUAAUAAUAGUUGCUCCACUACUUGAGGUCUAUCUACUUUGUCACUUCAGUCAGAUGCUGAUCACUGCGGUCUGUUAA